UUUGUGGUUCUAUCUCUGUCAGGGAAUUAUUCUGUAUCAUAUUAUAUUAUAUUUUGUGGUUCUACCAGUAUGAAAAGAUUUAAUUGGAAAUCUUUUGACUUUGGUCCAGAAUUAGAGUUGGACUCUAAAUUAGGAAUAAAAUAUGAAAAACCAAAUAUUAAUAAGGAGCAGAGUUCUAAUACUGAGAUUAAAAUGAGAAAUUCCUUUAAUUUUUAUGAUGAAAUAGCUCCUAAAACAAUAGAGGACUUAGCUGUCCAUUCAAAGAAAAUAGAAGAUGUUCAGAAGUGGUUAAUAUUGAAUGUGCUAAAUCAAGAAAUGAAAAAUAAAUUUUUAUUAUUAUCUGGACCAUCUGGCUCUGCAAAAACAACAACUCUAAAGGUGCUUUGUAAAAAAUUGUCAAUAUCGGUAUUAGAAUGGGUUAAUCCAACAGACAAAGUCGACGAACCCUUUAAAAGAACUAGUCAAAUGAAAAGGUUUAUGGAAUUUCUGAUAGAUUCUAAAUGGAACCCUUUAUUUGAAAGUGAGAAUUCUAAAAAAAUUACUUUCGUUAAAGAUUUUCCAAAUGCUGUUAUAUACCACCCUGAAGAAUUUUUCAAUGUCUUGAAUGAAUGUUACAAGCUAAAGUAUCCCAUCGUUUUUAUAUGUACUGGUGCAAAUGGCAAUGCUACAAAUUUACUGAGAACACUAUUUAAUGAAGAUAUUGUUAAUAAAUUCAAUAUUGUGCAUAUCAGGGUUAUGAAUUAUACUAAGUGCAUGUCAGCUAUAGAACUAUUAACUGAACUUAAAUAUUAA
Anoplophora glabripennis (Asian longhorned beetle) is the source of this 792-nucleotide messenger RNA. RefSeq names its product cell cycle checkpoint protein RAD17 (gene Rad17). The record is from RefSeq and is a predicted model, not a curated record. The transcript has 5 exons. NCBI's taxonomy places the organism in Eukaryota, Metazoa, Arthropoda, Insecta, Coleoptera, Cerambycidae. Gene Ontology annotation, molecular function: chromatin binding. The coding region runs from base 70 to 792 and encodes 240 amino acids. Gene Ontology annotation, biological process: DNA repair; mitotic DNA replication checkpoint signaling; DNA damage checkpoint signaling.